CUCGUCCAGUGGUUACGUUUUAGCGCCAAUCAAAAGGAAGAUUAUUAUCUGAGAGGUGCGCCGCGUGAAGCGCAUGUGCCAUUUAAAAGUCACUGAAUGGAUCGAUUCCCAUGAGUGACUCUUGUCUCCGGGACCGAGAUAAAACAGCAGGCGGGGUCAAAGGUUAACAUGAUUUCAGCUGUGUCGCUUGUGUUCCUCUGUCCCGCCGUGACUCACGUCAAGACCAGGGAGGACGCUCCAUGUUGUCUUCCUCACUGAGGUCACCAUGACGGAGUCCGGUCCGCUCACCACGCACGUGCUCAACACCGGCGACGGCGUCCCCGCAGCCCGGAUGUCCCUCAGCUUGCAUCGCCUGGACUCCGAGAUGAAGAUCUGGACCAUGCUAAGUGUCUCGAUGACCAACGAGGACGGACGCUGCUCGGGACUCAUCAGCCGGGAGGCCUUUGUCCCGGGAAUGUACAAGUUACGCUACGAGACGGGCUCGUACUGGGACAGCCUGGGUCAGAACGCCUUCUAUCCCUACGCUGAGGUGGUGUUCACCAUCAGCGACCCAAAGCAGAAGAUCCACCUCCCUUUGCUGAUGAGCCGCUUCUCCUACAGCACCUACAGAGGAAGCUGAGCCCCCCCCCCCACACUAACACCCCCCCCCCGCGGUGAUGCCUUCAGGUUACAUUUGCUUACUGAGUUUCCAUGCUAAAGCUUUAAUGGUGAAAUAAAGAUCAUCUACAGUGUU
This is a messenger RNA of Doryrhamphus excisus (bluestripe pipefish), 733 nucleotides long. RefSeq names its product 5-hydroxyisourate hydrolase-like. Lineage: Eukaryota; Metazoa; Chordata; Actinopteri; Syngnathiformes; Syngnathidae. Gene Ontology annotation, molecular function: hydroxyisourate hydrolase activity. The record is from RefSeq and is a predicted model, not a curated record. Gene Ontology annotation, biological process: purine nucleobase metabolic process.